Molecule: messenger RNA, 598 nt
Organism: Tympanuchus pallidicinctus (lesser prairie-chicken)
Lineage: Eukaryota; Metazoa; Chordata; Aves; Galliformes; Phasianidae
Gene: LSM5
Product: LSM5 homolog, U6 small nuclear RNA and mRNA degradation associated
Exons: 5
Coding region: 87-362 (91 amino acids)
Biological process (GO): mRNA splicing, via spliceosome
Cellular component (GO): U4/U6 x U5 tri-snRNP complex; Lsm1-7-Pat1 complex; U6 snRNP
Molecular function (GO): RNA binding
Source: RefSeq, a predicted model, not a curated record
CCGGCUGCUACUCAGGGCUGCGUCCCGCCCUCCACAGCCUCUACUUCGGCGGGAAGCGGCAGCGAUUGCCCAGGUCUGGCGGCAAUAUGGCGGCCAACGCGAGCACCAACCCGUCGCAGCUCCUGCCGCUCGAGCUUGUGGACAAAUGUAUAGGUUCUCGCAUCCAUAUCGUGAUGAAAAGCGAUAAGGAGAUUGUCGGGACGCUGCUGGGAUUUGAUGACUUUGUCAAUAUGGUGUUAGAAGAUGUUACAGAAUUUGAGAUCACGCCUGAAGGCAGAAGAAUCACAAAACUAGACCAGAUUUUGCUAAAUGGAAAUAACAUAACAAUGCUGGUUCCUGGGGGAGAAGGACCUGAAGUAUAAAUUGAUACAGAUGUCGUCUCUGAAGACAUGUUAUACAUCAUCUAAACAGAGCCUUGGGGUGUGGGUGGGUUUUUUUGGUUGUUUGUUUACAUACUAGCAAUUUUGACAUUUGAUAAAAAACAAAGAUUUCCUGUUCAGGAAAGGUGCAUUGCUAAUGCUGACUUUGUAAGUUGAAAUCAUGACUUUCUUGUAAAGACAUACUAAUUUGCUCAGAAUAAAGGCUUUUGUUUUGUUAA